This is a messenger RNA of Didymodactylos carnosus, 528 nucleotides long. NCBI's taxonomy places the organism in Eukaryota, Metazoa, Rotifera, Eurotatoria, Philodinida, Philodinidae. The record is from the annotation of a GenBank genome assembly.
AUGGAGAGUUCACCAGGGACGAAAACGCCAACAGAGAGCACAAAAGAUGAAUUGAUGAACAUUGCUGAUACUACCCCAGAUCCUGUCCUUGUUAUUCUGUCUGAUUUAAGUAAAUGUAUAAAGCAGAAUCCAACACUAUUUAAUGAGAAUAUCCAAUAUUAUUCUGAUACCACUAGUUGUUUAAAGUACGUGAAGUCAAUAUCAGAUCGCAAAGUCUUAUGCGUUGUUCCAGAUACGUUUGCCAAACAAUUAUUACCGGAACUGGAUGGUCUCGAACAAAUUAACUCGGUAUAUGUACAAUGUUCUGACAAUGAUCAAAAUACAAAUAAUUGGACAGAUCAGUGCAAAAAAGCAGUUGAUAUACUGGAUGGGGACUUGUACUUUAAAGUUGCACAUGACUUUGGAAUUUUCUAUAGAAAUCAAGGAGCCAAAUGUAUGAAAGAUAAUCAGUUCGAACAAGCAGAGAAAAACUAUAAUCGUGCUUGUAAAUAUUAUUCGAUGCUUGAACAGGAUGCAGAUAAAAUUUAA